GACGAAUGAGGACCACUGGCACGUUCCACAAAUACGCCACACAGAUUCGUUAAACAUCUCAACAAAUAGGAAAAGUUUGGAGAUUUUCCCUAAUUUAUUUCCAGAAUAUAUAUAUAGAAAAAUAUUCAUCAUUGUAUAUUUACUGAAGUGCGAAAGUAGCAAGCGUUGCUGUAAAGCAUAAAAUCAUAGGACAAGUAAAUAAUCAAGUUUUAUUAAAUGUGGUUCCAGAAAGUUAAGAAACUAUCAUUUACAAAAUGUUGAAUCCCGUUUCAACUGAAGCAUUACUCUACUCGGCUACAUAUGUCGAUAAUUAUAUAGAUUCGGUCGAAAAUCUUCCAGAUGAUGUGCAACGGCAUUUGUCCCGUAUACGUGAUAUAGAUGUACAAUACAGAAGCCUGCUACGUGACGUUGAUCAUUAUUACGAUUUGUGGCGUUCAUUACAGAAUAAUAACGGCAGUGAAGGGAAUUGUACUAGACGUGCCAGAGCUAUUGCACGCAUGCAACAGAGCCUUAUACAAGCACAAGAAUUGGGUGAUGAAAAAAUGCAAAUAGUAAAUUUAUUGCAGGAGUUGAUAGAUCAUAAGACACGCCAACUAGACACUGAUCAGAAGAAUCUCGAUAUUAAAGAGGAAAUGCAACAGCAACAGAGUCGAAUUGAUCAAUUGCAACAAGCUGACGAUAUUGUAGGUCCAACACCAGCGAAACAAGCGCGAGCUUCAAGUCCAACACGUGAUAGCAACACAUUUUGUGCAAAUGGUGGUUCAUCUAGCGGAGCGGGUGGAGGUGGCUCUACACCGAAUUCUGAACGAUCUAGCCAUGCAAGCAAUGGUACCAGUGGUAGUGGAACUGUCAAUGGCGCCAGCAAUACUGGUACGGGAUCAAUGGCAGGCCUAGAAAGUCAACGUUCGGCUAGCAAACGUUCUCGAAGGCGUAAUGAGAGUGCGAUUAUGAAUAGUAAUGUGGAAUUUGGUGGAAAUGAAUCUAAUUCUGCUAACGAAGGUGGUGGAAGUAACGGAGGAGGUGCGAAUGAACGGCAAACCGGACAGAAAACAUCUGUUGGUGCAGCGCAGAAAAAACAUAACUCCCAGCAUCAAAAUGCCAGUGGCAGUGGUGGAGCUGGUGGUGGAAAUACAUCUGGAGCUGGAGCGGGUAGUGGCAACAAUUCCGGCAAGAAGAAGAAGAGAAAGACACGAGGUGGUCAAUCAUCAGCGCAGGCAAGCGUUCGAGAAGAGACACCACCUCCGGAUCCAAUUGAUCCAGAUGAACCGACAUAUUGUGUAUGCAAUCAGAUAUCUUUUGGCGAAAUGAUACUCUGCGAUAAUGACCUGUGCCCCAUCGAGUGGUUCCACUUUUCGUGCGUUUCACUGGUACUGAAACCAAAAGGUAAGUGGUUCUGCCCGAAUUGUCGAGGGGAUCGUCCAAAUGUGAUGAAACCAAAAGCUCAAUUCCUUAAAGAGCUAGAACGUUAUAACAAAGAAAAGGAGGAAAAAACCUAAAUAGGACACAGCGGAAAACAGUACAGGAAGUUAGAGAGAGAGCUGAAAAAAAUAUAAAUCCACACUACCGCAUAGUGACAACGAAGGAUGUUUUCUUUUCAGUUACCAUAUAAACUUCAGUGCAGGCGUUGUAUUCCAUUAUUAAACGCCAAGUGAAAAGCAAUAUGCCUUUAUAGUUAUAUAUAUAUAUAUUUUUUUUUUUUUUUUCAUUUUGAAUUUUUUAUUUGAAGUUUAUAAAUAUCAAUGUAUAUUAAAUGUACUUUCAAAAACGGAAAGUUUAAAGUGACGCCUGCACAUAGUGAAUUGAGUACAUUUUCUUUUGUAUGUUCGCAAAGUAUGGUUGCGGCUCUCCUGCUUUAAUAUUUCCUAUUGAGUUUCCUGUUUUGCUUAUAAUGUACAUUGUAUUAGAGUAAAUUAAAAACCUAGUACGUAAAAGAAGUAAAUAUUUUAUACAUAGAAAAUGUAAAUUUACAUAAAAAUGUUAAGUAUCGGGGAAGAUCUUGUAGAUUUAACAUUCGCUUCGAUAAUUGGAUUUUAUUAACUUAUUUUAAUUUAAAUCGUCUGUAACUGUAAAAUAUUUAAGUCACGUCAGAUACUGGCAAAAAAUAUGUUCUUUACUGAAGCUACUUAAAAACAUGAAAAUGUAUUUUAAUUUGUAUUUUAUUUUUUGUUUAAUAUAAAUUUAUAAAACAUUGACGUUGAUUUUGUUUCAAAUAAAUCUGAAGUUUCAUAAAUAUAGAGAAAACAUAUAUGUAUUAUUUUUGAAGGAGUAAUUGUGUGGAUAAACCAUGUUGUGUUAGUUUCUAAUAUUUAUGGUUUUUUGUAACGGAGUUGCCAGCUCUAUUUCGAAAUAUUAAUUUUUGCUAAAAGCUCUGCCACAUUUAUUAUUAUUGUUUGCGCUUAUUGAUCUUUAAGUAAAAGUAUUUAAUUUUUACCAUGCACACUCUUUUGUCUCUCAAGAUAAUUAUAAAUCUGUUGCUAUUUUCUGUUAAAUAUUUUUGAGAAGAAGACACAUCUUAAACAGAAAGGAUGUAAGUCUUUUAGCCCUAACAGACGAGCAAAAUUAAUGCGCCUUAAGCAACGCUGAUGCGCAUUGAAAUUUUAUGGUGACAGACGGCAGACUUAUGCAUUUAGGCAGCUGAUAGUGAAAUUUGUUUAUUUAGUAAACAAAAAAUAAAAUAAAAAAGUGAAAUAAAAAUGAAUAAGACAAAUUAUUAAAAGAAAUUUUGGUAAUUUUGGAAACUCAAUAUAAAUUUUACGAACAAAUUAAAGAUAAUAGAGUGAAAUUAAAAGCAAUAAUUGAUUGUAAUGUGGAAAAAGUGUGCAAAAAAGCGAAGAAUAUUGGAAAAAUGGAUAGCAACAGUGCGACAUCUGUCAAAAAAUAGCAAAAAUCGGCCAUUUUUGAGCAGUGUUGCCUACUCUAAUUUAUUAAAUUCAACCAAAUGUACUUCUUGUGCAUUACAAACUUGCAUUAACAUGGGUCAGAUGCGCAAAUAAAUGUAAAUUAAGCCCGCUAAUGCAUAUUAGCGCUGUCGUCUGUCAGGGCUAUUUGUCUAAUUUACGGAUCCAAUUGAAAACAAUACCAUAAUUACUUUGGGGAUAAGUGCUAUUUUAGUUUUAAGUGAAAAGUGGAUUCUAAAAUAUUGCAACCGUGCCUUUGAUACUGCCAUAUUAUACCGAAAUGGCUGCGGUAGUAUUAAAGUUAUCUUGAAAAUUUUAAAAGCUAUGUUUCUGCUAUCUUUAUAUCUUCUUUAUAGUUUAGAUAAUAAUACAUUCAAAGAAAAAUUAAUUAUUGUGUGAGGCAUUGGCAACUUUCAAUUACAUAACGGUUUGAAAAAGACACGAAGUCUGAAGUUUAGCUACUUAAAGAUUAUUUUGUUAAAAUAAACACAUCGCUAAUUUUUAGCAGAAUCAUCCCUGUCACUUUCAAAGAGGAUGGUUCUUAUAAAGUAACAACGGAGAACAUAAAAUAAUAGCAGAGAACGUUUAUCAUAGACAGAGAACGUUUAAGGUUUGAUUUAACGUUCUCUGCACACGUUCUCUGGCAACAAAAACACAGAAAACAACAAACCGAAGACGCAGAAAGGCCUAACUAUAAUGUGCAUAUGCAGCCGUAUGUUAUAGCCCUGACAGACGACAGCGCUAAGUUACAUUAGCGGGCUUAAUUUAAAUUAACUUGCGCAUUUGACCCAUGUUAAUGCAAGUGUGUAAUGCACAAAAAUUUCCUGCAUUUAGCUGAAUUAACCAAAUUUGAGUAGGCAAAACUGCUCAUAAAUGGCCGAUUUUUGCUAUUUUUUGACAGAUGCCGCUUGAAAUCUGCCGUGUUUGUGUUUACCGCAUCAGAUGUAAAAAGUUUUUAUAUUGCUAAUUAAAUUAUGUGCGGGUAUAUUAACCAAAACAAAUUUUAAUAUUUUUAGAUGGCGGAAAAUAAACAACCCACAGUUUACUAUCCAUUUUUCCAAUAUUCUUAAUUUUUUCGCACACUUUUUCUGUAUUACAAUCAAUUAUUGUUUUUUAAUUUCACUCUAUUAUGAGUUGUGUUCAAAAAGUAUCGCGAAUUUUGUGUUUUUUCAAAAAUUAUUUAUUUAUUCAUGAAUAUCUAUUUUGUCCCCUUCAAAGUAAUCACCAUGAGAUAUUAUACACUUGUGCCAACGGUUUUUCCAAUCUUCGAAGCACUUCAAAAAAUCAUUUUUUUAUCUUCUUCAGCUCCUCCUUCGAUGCCGUCUUUAUUUCGUCAAGAGAAGCGUAACGUCGUCCUUUCAUGGGCCUCUUCAGUUUAGGGAACAAGAAAAAGUCACAGGGGGCCAGAUCUGGGGAAUACGGUGGCUGCGGCAUCAUUAGUGUGUUGUUUUUGGCCAAAAAGUCGCGCACAAGCAACGAUGUGUGAGCAGGGGCGUUAUCGUGGUGCAUUCUUCCAAUUUUUGUUCUUCCACAAAUCUGGGCGUUUCUGGCGGAUUGCUACGCGCAAAUUGCGCAUAACUUGCAGGUAAUAUUCCUUAUUGACCGUUCUUCCCUGUGGCAAGAAUUCAGUUACGAUUCGCGAUACUUUUUGAACACACCUCGUAUCUUUUAACGUAGUUAAGGGGUUAGGUGAGUUUGAAAAUUAAAAAAAAAAUCGAUAUUUUUUUGUUAUGAUAUGUUUAGAAUAUUCUCCAAAAAUUUCAAAUCGAUCCGAGUAAAAUUCUAGGAGAUAUAUCCUUCGGAUGUUCCGCCCAUUAGGCCACGUCAGCGAGCGUCAAAACUUUACACGUAUUUAUCUCAGAACUCUAUUUUUUUAGUCAGUGGACACGAUAAGUUAUAAACCGAUUUGGCUCAAAUUUUGCACACAUCUUUGGAAUAACAUUAUCUACUUAAUGAACGAUCAUUUUUUUUUUAUUUUUAUAAUAAAUAAUUUUUUGUGAUCCAGAAUAUGGCGAAAAUUUAACCAAAAAAUGUGUUAUUUUUUCUAAGUCUGUCAAAAAUUCAAAUUUCAAUAUUAUUUUUUUUCCUUCGUUCAAUAAAGAGAUUUAUGCAUGUACUAACGAAAUAUUUUUGGUUUUUUGAUUUUAGAUUAUCCAAUUAUGAGUAAUGACGUCCACGGCAAGAUCACUUUUUUGAGGUGUCAACCGCUGAAUUUUCAGAAUUUUUACAUGAAAAUUUCACAAAUAGUCUUUAAAUAUGUACUUUCGAUAUGCUGAAUUGUUUGAAUGAAAUAUAUGAUUGUAUAUAUUAAAAGAAAAAUUAUGAAAAUACGCUUAUUUUUAGUCUCUGAAACCCACCUAACCCCUUAAUAAUAAACCGAUUUUUUCGUAAAAUUUAUAUUGAUUUUCCAAAAAUACCAAAAUUUCUAUUAAUAAUUUAUUCUCUUCAUUUUUAUUUCACUUUUUUUUAAAUAAAUAAACAAAUUUCACUAUCAGCUGUCUAAAUGCACAAAUCUGCCGUCUGUCACCAUAAAAUUUCAAUGCGCAUUAGCGUUGCUUAGAGGCGCAUUAGUUUUGCUCGUCUGUCAAGGCUAUAAUGAAACUUGUUGAUGCCUGCAUAACACAAGUAACGGCGCGCCACUCGGUGCAUUUGCCUGCAUUGUCAUUACCUACAGUGACGCAGAGAGUCAUUCUCCAAUUCUCAUAUACAUUGCCUUUGAAAUCGGAUGAUAACCCCGCUCACUUUCUAUAUAUGUAACUGUAAUAACUAAAUGCAUAUGUACAUAUGUCAGAGACGUUAAAAUUUACCUCCGAGAUAGUAUGUAAUGGGCGUGACAUCGCCCACUUUUUGGUGAAAUCACAUACAAAGUACGAAGUACCGAUUUCGACUAAAUUUAAUACGUGACAUUCUUCUCAUAUUCCCAUGUCACAGUGCGAAAUUGCGUAAAAUCGGAAUACAACCACGCCUACUACCCAUAUAACACAAUUUUAAAUUCCAUUUAAUUCUUUCACUUUGCAGUGCAGGAAUCAGGAAGAAAUUGGUACAACGGGAUUUGCACAUACAUCCAACCAAAACCCCUAGGUACCGAAUGUGUGGUCCCCAGUAUCUAAAAUGAAAAUGAAGUUAAUAAAUAAAAUUGGGUCGAUACUACUACAACUCUCAUAUACUACUUACUAUACAAGUAUAAAUAUUUUUGUUUUUCUAACAAACCUUAAGCCUUAGUUCUUUGAACCUGGAGAGGUUCUACCCCCCUAGAAGCGGCUUGGUGGUGCAUACCUGCUGCAGGUGCUGUUCUUUCUCCGUUUUCUCUUCUGUGUGGAGCAGCUCCUUAAGAGUGUGAGAUGCCACCGCGAUGCAUGGUUCUGGUCCCAUCAUCUUGGGCGCUGCCGCAGAGCGGGCUAGUUCGUCGGCCCUCUCAUUUCCUAGUGUAUGAGUUGUGUUAUAUAUGCACUUAUAUAUAAAUUUCCUUGAAUUCUGAUCCUCUGGUUAAAGUUUUUCAUCUUAAGGGACCUCCGUGGCUUUGAUUCCUGCAAGUUGCAAGAGUAUAAAAAUGUAAACAAAAACCACUGUACCCUUUCAAUAGCUGUGCGAUUUUAUCUUGUAUUUUUGAAGAAAAAAAUGUUCAAAUGAUGAAUAUUAUACACAUGCUUAUGUUUUAAAACAUAUUUUUAUUAUUUAUGAAUUGUUGUGAUAUUUAACAUAAAACGAUAGAAAGUAGCCUAUGCCCGCCCAGAGGUUCCCAGCUACCUCAUCACCAAUUUUCAGCCAAAUCGGUUCAGCCGUUCUUGAGUUAAAAAUAUAGACAUAAAUUGCGAAAUCGAG
Bactrocera dorsalis (oriental fruit fly) is the source of this 6719-nucleotide messenger RNA. Its product is annotated as inhibitor of growth protein 1. The record is from RefSeq and is a predicted model, not a curated record. Gene Ontology annotation, biological process: positive regulation of DNA-templated transcription. Lineage: Eukaryota; Metazoa; Arthropoda; Insecta; Diptera; Tephritidae. Gene Ontology annotation, cellular component: nucleus. The coding region runs from base 255 to 1496 and encodes 413 amino acids. The transcript has 4 exons.